This is a messenger RNA of Metarhizium acridum CQMa 102, 1362 nucleotides long. RefSeq lists its product as uncharacterized. The record is from RefSeq and is a predicted model, not a curated record. Lineage: Eukaryota; Fungi; Ascomycota; Sordariomycetes; Hypocreales; Clavicipitaceae. Gene Ontology annotation, biological process: transmembrane transport. Gene Ontology annotation, cellular component: membrane. Gene Ontology annotation, molecular function: transmembrane transporter activity.
AUGUGUGUGGCUUUGUCGCUUGGGGAGAUUGCAUCCAUCUAUCCAACAGCUGGAGGCCAAUAUCACUGGGUUGCUGCUCUGUGCCCCGGGCCCAGCAAGAUGACUGCGGCCUAUGUGACGGGAUGGAUCUCGGUAGGAGGCCAGAUAAUUUUGACAUCAUCAGCCGCGUUUGCUGCGGGCCUGCAGACGCAAGCGUUGAUCGUUCUGAAUGACGACAGCUACAUGCCGCUGCGAUGGCAAGGAAUGCUCUUGUACUGGGGUGUCCUUGCCUAUGCCGCCACCCUGAACAUCUACGGCAUGAGGGUGAUGCCUCAUGUAAACAUCCUCGCAGGCGUCAUCCACGUUGCGGGAUUCGUCGGCAUACUCGCUACGCUUGCAGCAAUGGCCAAGAAGACGACCAGUCAAGUGGUUUUUCUUGACUUUGUCAACAGCAGCGGCUGGGAUAGCGACGGCAUCUCUUGGCUAAUCGGGCUUGUCAGCGCUGUAUAUCCCUUUCUUGGCUACGAUGCCGCAUGCCAUCUUGCAGAAGAGUUGCCUCAGCCGAGUCGAAACGUGCCGCUGGCAAUGGUAGGAAGCGUCUUUGUCAACGGAGUAAUGGGUCUAGCCUAUGUUAUUGUGCUGCUGUACUCGGCUGGGUCUACGGACCUAGCAAAUGCGUCCUUGGGAUUCCCGUUCAUGCAGAUCUAUCUUGACGCUACCAACUCACGGGUCGGCACCACAAUCAUGUCCGUCAUGGUCAUAUUGAUCGCGGUCGCGGCCACCAUUGCGGGCAUCAUGUCGUCGUCGAGAACCCUUUGGGCAUUUGCUCGCGACCGGGCGACCCCUUAUCAUGAGGAUUUAUCUCACAUCAGUCCCCGUCUGCAGAUUCCGCUCAACGCAGUCAUUGCCGUUGUCGCGCUCCAAUUCGUACUGGGCUUCAUCUACCUGGGCAAUGACACGGCAUUCACCGCCAUCCUGUCCAUGGCAAUCAUCGGACUGUAUUUGUCGUAUCUAUUGCCCGUCUUGUAUAUGCUUUUCCACGGCCGGUGGAACUUGCAACCGCACCAGUACGGCACAUUCCGUCUUGGGUUUGUGCCAGGCAUAAUGCUUAACCUGCUGGGUGCCAUGUGGAUGAUUACUGUCAUCAUAUUUAGCUUGUUCCCGACGACAAUGCCUGUUACUGCAAAGAACAUGAACUACUCGAUAGUCGUGUUUGGUGGCUGGAUGGUGUUUGGUCUGCUCUACUAUGCAUUUCGUGCCAGGCACAAGUUUCAAGUACCCUUGGUGGACUCGGACGUUAUCUCCGGCAUGGAGACACAUUUGGAUGAAUUUGAGAAGAGUGAAAGGGCAGGUAUCCCGACAACAUGUUCUCCGCUUACUUAG